AUGUCUUGUCGUUCAAGACUCGCCACGCUAAACGAGAAGCUGACAGCCCUUGAACGGAGAAUAGAGUACAUCGAAGCCCGGGUGACAAAAGGCGAGACUCUCACCUAG
Molecule: messenger RNA, 108 nt
Organism: Chrysochloris asiatica (Cape golden mole)
Lineage: Eukaryota; Metazoa; Chordata; Mammalia; Afrosoricida; Chrysochloridae
Product: probable protein BRICK1-A-like
Exons: 2
Coding region: 1-108 (35 amino acids)
Biological process (GO): actin filament organization; regulation of actin polymerization or depolymerization; cell motility
Cellular component (GO): SCAR complex
Molecular function (GO): protein-containing complex binding
Source: RefSeq, a predicted model, not a curated record